This is a messenger RNA of Schizophyllum commune H4-8, 290 nucleotides long. RefSeq lists its product as uncharacterized. The transcript has 2 exons. Lineage: Eukaryota; Fungi; Basidiomycota; Agaricomycetes; Agaricales; Schizophyllaceae. The record is from RefSeq and is a predicted model, not a curated record. The coding region runs from base 76 to 261 and encodes 61 amino acids.
AGACGGGUCGGUGUCGAUCAAGAGCGCAAAGUCGGGCGAGUACCUCGGUGCGUUGGAGGGGUAGACCGCCGGGAAAUGUGCAGCGCGCGGGGGACCAGAUCUUCAGAAUUGGCGUCGUCUGGCUGCGCGUGUUGCGGCUGGAGCCUUGCAACAGUGGUCUACUCUUCGAAGGCUCAGAAGCGGCCCUCCGCCGCUGUAGUCACGCGUCAGCAAGUGCCGCGCAGGCCAUCACAAGAUAGAGCGCGCCCGCGACGGGGAUAAGCUGGUCGCGGUUAUGCUCAGGCAAGCCA